AUUUUUGAGUGAGUAACACUGUGUAGCUUUAGUAAAACUGAUAAGAGUCAGAGCAGCUGUGCACGCUGGGAGAUCAGACAGUGCGGUGAGUUCACUGACGCUACGGGAGGUGGAGUGUGUGAGUGUGUCCGACUUGACGCCAGUGUUUUUUUAUCGUCCAACCCUGCAGUCACCGGCUGUUCCCGUUAAAGCCGAAGUCGAAAACGAACGCAGGCUUAUGUCUUCGCUCGUUAGUGAUGGCCGCGUGACUUCGGAGCGUUUCUAGCAUCAGCGUGCACACGUAUAGAACUCCGUCUCCCAGCAUCCCUUGCGAGCGUAUUUAUAGUAGGAACCGUCUGCUGUAUCUGCUGACUGCUAGCCGGCUGCAGUUGAAUUAAAGUUGUUCAAAAUGUUGGGGAGACGUUGAACCCGAUGUUUCCUGUCCAGCAGCUGGCUGCAUCUGCUCUGCGGCUGAAUGUAGGUCACAUGCUGGCAAACAACACCUCUCUGGGUUUGCUGACAGGCGAGUCUCACUUCCUUUUUUUGACGGGACAGGUCUCCUCUUCCCAGCUCAAGCAAAGACAGAGAGAGAGAGAGAGAGAGGGAGAGAGAUCAUGCGAUCUCAUUAUCAUGUGCUGAAGAUCACUUUGUUGUGAGCUGUGUUUGACAGAGGCAGCGAUGAGGGCUGGAGGCAGGACGGGGGCUUUGGACAGGGCUGCAGCUGUCUGCAUCCUAGCGUUGUGUUGUGGCUGUUUACACGUGAUCGCCCUCAAAUCACAACUUUUCACCAGGCUCGGUGGGUCAUCUUACUCCACUGAGACUCCCAUCAGCUAUGAAACAUUUUACUUUGACCAGCAGAUUGAUCAUUUUGGAUUCCUGGAGGAAGGCACCUUCAAGCAGAGAUACCUUGUUGGUGACAAACUCUGGAAGCAGCCUGCAGGACCGAUUUUGUUCUACACCGGCAAUGAAGGCGACAUCACCUGGUUCUGCAACAACACUGGCUUCAUGUGGGAAAUUGCGGAGGAGUUGGGCGCCAUGCUGGUUUUUGCAGAGCAUCGUUACUAUGGAGAAUCCCUGCCAUUUGGACAAGACUCUUAUAGUGACAGCAAACACCUGAACUACCUGACCUCAGAGCAAGCCUUGGCAGAUUUUGCAGUCCUGAUUCAAAACCUGAAGAGCACUUUACCCGGAGCUCAGCACAGCCCUGUCAUCGCUGUUGGAGGUUCCUAUGGAGGGAUGCUCUCUGCCUGGUUCAGGAUGAAAUACCCCAAUAUAGUUGUUGGAGCUCUGGCGUCCUCCGCACCAAUAUGGCAGUUCCCUGGCAUGGUGCCAUGUGGAGACUUCUACAAAAUAGUAACACAGGACUUUGCCGAAAGUGGCUAUAACUGUGACGCAAACAUUAGAAAAUCGUGGAAGGCUAUUAAUAAUGUCUCUUCCACUGCGGCUGGUCUUCAGUGGCUGUCAGAAGAAUUCAGCUUAUGCAAGCCUCUUAAAAACACGAUUGAUGUUAUCGCCUUCAAGAACUGGCUUCAGGAGACUUGGGUGAAUCUGGCUAUGGUGGACUACCCCUACGAAGCUAACUUCCUCCAGCCCCUGCCUCGCUGGCCAAUCCAGGUGGUGUGCAAGUAUCUUGGAUUCGAUUCCGCUGUGUCUGACUACCAGCUACUGCACGGUGUCUCUCAAGCCGCAAAGGUCUACUACAACUACACCGGAGACUCCUCCUGUCUAAACACAUCUCAGACAGCAACCGGCAGCCUCGGUUAUCUCGGCUGGACUUACCAGGCCUGCACAGAGAUGGUGAUGCCCAUGUGCACAGAUGGCGUCCAGGACAUGUUUGAACCAGGGGAGUGGAACUUCCAGGCCUUCUCCGAUGAGUGUAAUGCAAUAUUUGGUGUCCGGCCACGAGCCGACUGGGCAGGCAUAGUCUACGGGGGGAAGGACAUCGCCUCUCACAGCAACAUCAUCUUCAGUAACGGAGGACUCGAUCCGUGGUCGGCUGGCGGAGUGACUGGCAACAUCACAAAUUCUCUGGUUUCCAUCAUGAUUCCUGACGGAGCCCAUCACUUGGACCUGCGCUACAGCAACGACCACGACCCUCCCUCAGUCCGUGCAGCCCGAGCGUUAGAGGUGAAGUAUUUUCAGGAGUGGAUCAAACAAGCUAAAAAGGCCCCUCGGACUGCAUCAACCCCUUAGUCUCUAGGAGCAGCAGAACGUUACCAGGCUAGGAUAUCCAUGAUAUGUAUGGUGUAGCUUUAAUAUGCAUGACAGGGUGCUCUUUCCAUCAUUCCACCAAAGUUUGUCCUCUUUUAAUCAGUGUUGGGGACAUUUUUUUUAACAUUAAAUUAAUAAAUUUCUAACAUUUUUUUUUUUUUUUUAACUUUAGCUUUAAUUUUCAAUAUCACUCUUGAUUUUAGUAAGUGUGUUUUUUUAAUUUUUAUUUUAAUCACAUAUCUAAUCUCAGUGCUGGAGUAUCAAACUACAAUUUUCACACUCCAUUUCUUUAUGCCAAACUACACAUUUCCAAGGGCUGGGAGACAGAAAGGUACUGUGUCUGUUUGUGAAGUAAAAAAAAACAAAAACGAUUGAUCACAAUGUAAGUCUGUAAAUAUCUUUGUUUAUUCAUAUCAUCACAUUAUCAUCAUCAUCAUCAUCAAAAGACUCGGAUCAUCAUCAUUUUGUCUUUCCUCACAUAGGAAGUUUUGCCAAAAACCCAUUAAGGUCUCUCUGCCUCCAAGCUGGUGUUUUUCUUCCUUUCAGUCAGUGUUACAAUGAGGGCUACACUACCUGUUAUUCUCAUCUCUGAUGUUGUUUUUGUCAUUUAAUGUCAUUGUUAGUGUUAAGUUCUGUUGUCACUCUGCUGAAUAGCCAUUGUUGUUAUUCAGGUGUAUUUGUUCUUUCAAAAUACGUUUAUAUGGUAAUAUUCCUCUUAACACUUAAAGAAGUCUCAGGAGAAAAAUUGGCACCAAAUACUUUUUUUUUUUUUUUUUAAAGCUUUCCCCAGAGUGAUAUUAAACUUGAUUUGUUGUUGUUCACAGAAGAA
Seriola aureovittata is the source of this 3019-nucleotide messenger RNA. It is a transcript of the gene prcp, whose product is annotated as prolylcarboxypeptidase (angiotensinase C). Lineage: Eukaryota; Metazoa; Chordata; Actinopteri; Carangiformes; Carangidae. The coding region runs from base 658 to 2172 and encodes 504 amino acids. Gene Ontology annotation, molecular function: dipeptidyl-peptidase activity; serine-type exopeptidase activity. Gene Ontology annotation, biological process: regulation of blood vessel endothelial cell migration; angiogenesis involved in wound healing; negative regulation of systemic arterial blood pressure. The record is from RefSeq and is a predicted model, not a curated record. The transcript is spliced from 9 exons.